AUGGAUUCCAUGUGGGACCACGAAGUUCCUACCACAACUUUUAACUACAGCUACUCCGAACCAUUCGCAGGCCGCCUGUGUGAGAACCAAGCUAACUUUGAAUUAGCGACCCUGAGCCACACAGUCUUCUACUCCUUGGUGUUCGUCCUAAGCCUUGCUGGAAACAGCCUAGUCUUGUGGGUCCUGGUGAAGUAUGAGAGCCUGGAAUCCCUCACCAAUACCUUCAUACUUAACCUCUGUCUCUCCGACCUGCUGUUCUCUUGUCUGCUACCCUUCUGGAUCGUGGUCCACUACUAUGGCUGGAUUUUUGGAGCGUUCUUCUGUAAGCUCUCUAACAUGAUUUUCCACAUCAGCCUCAACAGCAGUGUGAUUUUCCUGAUGGUGAUGACGGUCCACCGGUACCUAUCUGUGGUGCAUCCCCUGUCGAGCCUGGGCAGUAAAUCCUUUCGCAGCAGAGCCCAAAUCGUCUCGGCCAUCUGGGUGGCCAGCAUCCUGGCAUCUGUUCCCGAUACCAUUUUCCACACGGUGCUCCCCGACAUGUGGCUCCCCAUUUGGGCCUGCGAAUAUUCUGAGCUAAAGUGGUUUCUGCUGUCCGUUUAUGAGCACAACCUCAUCUUCCUUUUCUCCCUGGUGGUUAUUUUGUUCUGCUAUAUUCAGAUCCUCAGAACCCUGUUUCGGUCCCACUCCAGGAGGCGGCACCGGACGGUCCGGCUCAUCUUCACCAUCGUGGGCGUUUACUUUCUCAGCUGGGCCCCCUACAAUGUGCUCCUGUUCCUGCAGACGCUGCAGAGGCUCGGGAUCUUCCAGAGCUGUGAAGUCAUCAAGCAGAUAGAAUACUCGGUCCAAAUCUGCAAGGAGAUUGCCUUCGCCCACUGCUGCUUCAACCCCGUGCUCUACGUGUUUGUGGGGAUCAAGUUCCGCGGGCACCUGAAGGUUCUCUGCCGCCGGUUCUGGCCGUGGCAGUGGAAUCUUAGCCCUCCUCCCCGCGCCUCGGGGGUCUUCACUUACGAUGAUGCCUCCUUCUACUGAAGAGCCUCUUCCAGGGAGAAGUAUCCCCCAAGCUUCCCCUUCCCCAGAAAAGGGGAGAAGAAAACGUA
Messenger RNA from Trichosurus vulpecula (common brushtail), 1097 nucleotides. RefSeq names its product X-C motif chemokine receptor 1 (gene XCR1). The record is from RefSeq and is a predicted model, not a curated record. NCBI's taxonomy places the organism in Eukaryota, Metazoa, Chordata, Mammalia, Diprotodontia, Phalangeridae. Gene Ontology annotation, biological process: chemotaxis; immune response; G protein-coupled receptor signaling pathway. Bases 1 to 1029 code for a protein of 342 amino acids. Gene Ontology annotation, molecular function: chemokine receptor activity. The transcript has a single exon. Gene Ontology annotation, cellular component: membrane.